Molecule: messenger RNA, 994 nt
Organism: Selaginella moellendorffii
Lineage: Eukaryota; Viridiplantae; Streptophyta; Lycopodiopsida; Selaginellales; Selaginellaceae
Product: protein P21
Exons: 2
Coding region: 14-979 (321 amino acids)
Biological process (GO): defense response
Cellular component (GO): extracellular region
Source: RefSeq, a predicted model, not a curated record
CUUCGUUUUUCACAUGCUCCCGAGUGCUCUCUACGCAAAGCUCGCGUUUUCACAUGAACCUGAAACGGGUAAAAUCGUUAAAGCACAAGAGUUUUACCCGGGAGAGCAGCACGCGUUUAUAAACGAAGGCAGCAGCCACUGUGUUCCCUCACUGAACACAACAAUGUCACCGCUGGCCAAUCGCAACGUAAUACUCCCGGCACUCGUCCUCGUCGUGCUCACAAUCUCUGGUAUAGGAUUGCAGCAGAGAACUGAUGCAGCCGGGCGGUACCACAUACGUCUCGUCAACAACUGUGGCUUUUCGGUCUGGCCUGCGUGGUUCCACUCGGGGAACCAAAGCCAGAUAUGUCCCGGAGGCACUUUGCUCGAGCCAACGCAGGAGUAUAGCUUCUUCCCGUCGGCUCUCUGGUCCGGCUACUUCUGGGCCCGAACUGGCUGCUCCUUCAACAAAACCACAGGGCACGGACCCUGCGACACCGGCGGCUGCAACGAGAGCCUGGGGUGCAAAGCUCCCGGAAAGUCACCCUUCACCACCGCCGAGUUCUUGCCAAACCGCAACAACGGCACCAUGAAGUACCAUAUCUCGUUCCUCCACGGCUUCAACGUCCCGAUAGAAAUCUCCGAGCACCACGGCUACAACUGCACUCACUUGAGCUGCCCCUGUUUCGAGACCAUGGAGUCGUGCCCGAGCGAACUGGUUGUCAUGUCGGGUGAUAAGAAGGUCGGCUGCCAAAGUCCCUGUGAGAAGUUUGGAGAUGAAAGGCACUGCUGCCGAGGGAACUUCACAGGCUCGGCUUGCCAGGCCACCGAGUACUCGAGAUACUUCAAACAGUCGUGCAAGGACGCCACAACUUAUCCGGCUGAUCGAGAUAGUGUUCAAGUUUGCGCCAUGGCUGCCACUUACGUCGUUACAUUUUGUCCAGAGGACACAGUUCCUGUUCCCUCUGCUCGCCGCACCAUUCGUCGUGCUAUCAUAUAGAUAGACAGCCGACUG